UGAUCCACCCACCUCAGCCUCCCAAAGUGCUGGGAUUAUAGGAGUGAACCACUGCGCCUGGCCAGCAAUGUGUUUUUAAUGUUGAAUUAUAAUUGUUCGUUGCUGGUAUAUAAGAAAACAGUUGACAAAGAUAGUUUUAUUUCUUCCUUCCCAAUCUUUUAUUUCCUUGUCUUGUCUUAUUGGACUAGCUAGGGCUUCAAUAUGAUGUUGAAUAGGAGUGGCAAGAGGGGGACAUCUUUACCUUAUUCUAAUCUUAGGGAGAAAACUUCUAGUUUCUCACCAUUAAGUAUACCCUAGCUGUAGGGUUUUUUUGGUAGUUGUUCUUUAACAAGUUAAGGACAGUUCCCCUCUACUAGCUUGAGUAAGUGAAGGCUGGAUUUCUGAAGCUUCAGUGUGAAAUGAUGUGAAAUGCUGUGUGACAUCCAGAGGGGGAUGUUGGAGUUAAGCAGAGUACCUAGGAGAGGGGACUGGGAUGGAGAAAGAGCAGGGAAUCACUGGCAUAUCCAUGAUGCCCGAAGUCAUGGCUAUGGAUGUGAUUGCCAGGGAAGUAUGUGCUGCUGUUGGUCAGGCAAUUGGUCACCUUAAACAAAAAUAAUCACAACUCUGUGCAUGAUAAAUACCUGUGACUCUAAAUGUGUGUUCCUGAGGAUAGCCUGGCUACCUCACUAGGACCACAGUGUAAAUAUUGUUGAUGGCCUGCUGUACCUUAGGCACCGUGCUAGACAGUGCCUUGCAUUAUCAGGUUAUCUCAUUUAAUCCUUGCAGUUUUCAAGAUGAGUACUGUUAAUACAAUUACCAGAUUGAGAAAACAGAAACCCAGAGGGUUUCGAUAUCUUACCCAGGUGAGAGCACUCAUAAGACAGGGCCGAAAGUGACUCUGAAGCCUAUGCUUGCCCUGCUCUCCCACACUGCCCACAGUGUUUGGGCAAGGAGAAAAAACAGGCUCAGAUGGGAAUGACUGCAGGGAGUCUGAGGAGAGGACCCAUGUCCAUUGGGUCAUCUGGAGUGGCCUGAGGCUCAGCACCACUCCCACCAGGAGGGAAGGGCUUGCUUGACCCAAAGUGCCUAGCCUGGAGUGUCUAGUCCCACACUGCAAGGAGAGCUGCAAGUCUAAGGGGAACCUCCACCUCCAGAAUUCAGGCAAUGGUGGCUAAGAUGAGAGGACAGUUAUCCAUCCACUGACCCUGGCCCCUCACACUCUUAAACAUUCCCUGGUCUUCCACAUACCCUGACCCACCAUACCUGUACUCUCCAACCCCCGAGGAUGGGCCUGCGCUGAGUCUAUGUGCUGCUUUACAGAGUUUGAAUAAUUCAAGCCCCAGAGGCCUGAGGUAUCAGUUUCCUUUGCUCUGUUGUCAUGGGGACAGGUGUCUUAACACCUGUGUAAUGCACAGGUAUAAUUAAGCUAAUGAAAGGGCAAAGAGGGAAGGGCUGCUGUCCUGUGCCUCAGAUGACUCUGGGCUGAUCAAGGGAGUCCCUGGUCCCUGUUCUGCUGAGAGAGCAGCAGGCCCAUCUAGAGUCCAGGUUCUGUCCAUACCAUCCUUGCCAGCUGGGCCUAAUUUUGCCCUAGGUCUGGCCAGGAGGUGUCACACCCAGAGACCUGCCCCACCUCUUGCAGUGCCAGGACCAUGGGGCUCCGGAGCCACCACCUCAGCCUGGGCCUUCUGCUUCUGUUUCUACUCCCUGCAGAGUGCCUGGGAGCUGAGGGCCGGCUGGCUCUCAAGCUGUUCCGUGACCUCUUCGCCAACUACACAAGUGCCCUGAGACCUGUGGCAGACACAGACCAGACUCUGAAUGUGACCCUGGAGGUGACACUGUCCCAGAUCAUCGACAUGGAUGAACGGAACCAGGUGCUGACCCUGUAUCUGUGGAUACGGCAGGAGUGGACAGAUGCCUACCUCCAAUGGGACCCCAAUGCCUAUGGCGGCCUGGAUGCCAUCCGCAUCCCCAGCAGUCUUGUGUGGCGGCCAGACAUCGUACUCUAUAACAAGGCGGACGCGCAGUCGCCAGGCUCGGCCAGCACCAACGUGGUCCUGCGCCACGAUGGCACUGUGCGCUGGGACGCACCGGCCAUCACGCGCAGCUCGUGCCCCGUGGACGUGGCGGCCUUCCCGUUCGACGCCCAGCGCUGCGGCCUGACGUUCGGCUCCUGGACUCACAGCGGGCACCAACUGGAUGUGCGGCCACGCGGCGCUGCCGCCAGCCUGGCGGACUUCGUGGAGAACGUGGAGUGGCGCGUGCUGGGUAUGCCGGCGCAGCGGCGCGUGCUCACCUACGGCUGCUGCUCAGAGCCCUACCCCGACGUCACCUUCACGCUGCUGCUGCACCGCCGCGCCGCCGCCUACGUGUGCAACCUGCUGCUGCCCUGCGUGCUCAUCUCGCUGCUUGCGCCGCUCGCCUUCCACCUGCCCGCCGACUCGGGCGAGAAGGUGUCGUUGGGCGUCACCGUGCUGCUGGCGCUCACCGUCUUCCAGCUGCUGCUGGCCGAGAGCAUGCCGCCGGCCGAGAGCGUGCCGCUCAUCGGGAAGUACUACAUGGCCACUAUGACCAUGGUCACAUUCUCAACAGCACUCACUAUCCUUAUCAUGAACCUGCAUUACUGUGGUCCCAGUGCCCGCCCAGUGCCAGCCUGGGCUAGGGCCCUCCUGCUGGGACACCUGGCACAGAGCCUGUGCGUGCAGGAAAGAGGGGAGCCCUGUGGGCAGUCCAGGCCACCUGAGUUAUCCCCUAGCCCCCAGUCUCCCGAAGGAGGGGCUGGCCCCCCAGCGGGCCCUUGCCACGAGCCACGAUGUCUGUGCCACCAGGAAGCCCUACUGCACCAUGUAGCCACCAUUGCCAAUACCUUCCGCAGCCACCGAGCUGCACAGCGCUGCCAUGAGGACUGGAAGCGCCUGGCCCGUGUGAUGGACCGCUUCUUCCUGGGCAUCUUCUUCUCCAUGGCCCUGGUCAUGAGCCUCCUGGUGCUGGUGCAGGCCCUGUGAGGGGUAGGACUAAGUCACAGGGAUCUGCUGCAGCCACAGCUCCUCCAGAAAAGGACAGCCAUGGCCAAGUGGUUGCUGGUCUGUAAGCCAGCCAGUCUCUCCCCACUACUCCUAAGACCCUGGGACACUUGACUUCACAAUCCACAAGGGAGCACUCAUUGUGUACACACCCUAACUAAUGGAAAUCCAGAGCCUGCCACUCCCCUAAUUCCAAAAAAAAAAAGAAGAACUCUACAAAGGCCAAGGUCACAGAGUACAGUCUUGGAGGGACAGAAUUGUUUGUGCUGGGUACUAGAGCUCUCAGUGGAGAGCAUGCGGGUUAUCAUGAGAAACUGAACUGAACUGCUCCGUUUCCUGUCUUCCUUCCUAGGUGGCUUCUUUGCAGGGCCUUGGCUCUUACCUUUCCCUGCCGAGAGGCUCAGGGAAAAGGAUUGGGGAUUCUCAGUUGAGUUUCCAGAGCAGGAGGCCCUACAGACAUUUGGCCCCACAUCCCCGACUCAAUAAAGUAAGCGUGUACCUA
Chlorocebus sabaeus (green monkey) is the source of this 3501-nucleotide messenger RNA. NCBI's taxonomy places the organism in Eukaryota, Metazoa, Chordata, Mammalia, Primates, Cercopithecidae. The record is from RefSeq and is a predicted model, not a curated record.